Messenger RNA from Calliphora vicina (urban bluebottle blowfly), 5589 nucleotides. It is a transcript of the gene Tlk, whose product is annotated as Tousled-like kinase. The transcript has 7 exons. Gene Ontology annotation, cellular component: nucleus. Gene Ontology annotation, biological process: peptidyl-serine phosphorylation; intracellular signal transduction; chromosome segregation. Lineage: Eukaryota; Metazoa; Arthropoda; Insecta; Diptera; Calliphoridae. Gene Ontology annotation, molecular function: protein serine/threonine kinase activity; ATP binding. The coding region runs from base 543 to 4718 and encodes 1391 amino acids. The record is from RefSeq and is a predicted model, not a curated record.
AUAUAAACCCCAAAUGAGUGUAUAUAAUUUAAUGAAAAUAAAAAAAAUAACACAAUUUUCUUAUAAUCAUUAUUUUUCUUUAAACACACCAAAAGUUAUUCUAGUGUAUAUUUAAAACAACAAAAACAACAAGAAUGAAAAAAAAUAAAGAAUAACAUUCACACAAAUGUACAUAGCAGCACAAUUAGCAGAAAUAACAGCAGCAGCAGCACCAACAACAGCAGCUGUCAAUAAAGCCGGUUGAAAAAAAACAGCUGUUUUGUUUCCUCAAACACUCAACACAUACAAAUCUAAAUUAAAACAAAAUGCAUUUCUAAAAGAAAUUUCAAAUAAAAUACAACAACAAAUAGAGAGAAAAAAACAAAAAUAUUACACAUUCUCGCAAAAACUUAACAUUAAAAGAGUUAAUGUGAGAGAUAAAAUAAACUACGCUAUAAAAAUAUAAUAAUAAAUACCACAAAAGAGAGAGAGAGUCCCCCCAAAUUUAAAACUCUCUCUUUUUGUGUGUAAGAAAAAGAAGAAAAAAAAAUAUAAACAUCCAUAUGUCUCUCACAUUACCAAUGUCGUUAAUAGAGACUUCAACCAUAACCGAAUCAUCAAAACAUCAUAGAAAUUUUCCCAAAUUAACAACAAAUUCUAUGGUGGUUAUACAAGCCUCAACAGCCUCUUUGCCUACAACAAAAACGUCGUCUAAUGUUGCGACGGCAGCAGCAGCAGCCUCAACAACGCAAAAAAGAUCUCGCAAACGUUCCACUACCGAUAAUUUAGUAGCAAAUGCAACAUAUACUACAAAUACAAAACGUAAUAGAAAACAAACAACUUUACUACAACAACAACAGCAGCAGCAACAUAUUCUGAUACAUCAUCAGCAGCACCAACAACAACAUCAUCUUCAACCGCCACCAUCAACAUUAUUAUAUGUUAAUCAGAGAAUGUCCGCCGGCGCUCAAUUGCAGAUGGCCCCACAAACAUCAACGUCUAUAAGCCAUCAUACAACACCACAACAGCAACAUUUUGCUCCUAAUCAACAGCAGCAGCAACAACAUUUGUCACAAGUUCAACAACAAGUUCAGCAGCAACCACAUUUACAGCAGCAACAAUUACAAUUGCAACAACAGCAACCUCCUCCUCCACCGCCAACACAUUUACCCACACAUUAUCCCCAGCCUCCAACACUUGCCACAAACCAUCACCAACAGCAGCAGCAACAUCAUCCAACCCAAACGCCUCAAACACCACAACCACAGCAGCAGCAACAGCAAGCACCUCCACAACUGCAACAGAUCCAACCGCCCAACAUUGUGCCCCUGACACAUCACGGUCAUCAUAGUGGUGGCGGUCACAGCAGUAAUCCCGACUCGAAUAUGAGCACUGGCUCGUCACACAGCGAAAAAGAUGUUAACGACAUGUUAAGCACACAGCAACAGUCCAGUGGUAUUGUCCAGCAAAUCGGUCUCCUAACAAACACAUCAACAGCCGUAGUAGCCGCAGCAGCAGCCGUUGUUUCGUCGUCGUCUGGUAACGGUAUGAUGAAUACCGGCGGUAUGGGUAUAUCGACAGAUCCAAAUAUGCAACAGCAACAGGCACCCAACCAUCAUCAUCAUUCGCAUGGACCACACCAUCAGGUGUCACAACAAAACAAUUCGGGAUCAACGAGCGGCGGCAGUGGUCGCAUGGAGAAAUUGUCGCGCACCCCCACAGAACGUAAACGCAAAAGGAAAAUCACGGCAUUGCAUGCCGAUGAUAGUGGUGGUGCCGCCGGUGGUGGCGGCGGUCCGGGUGGUGGUGUUGGUGGCAAUGGAGGUAAUAAUUCAAGCAACGCUUCUAAAGCAUCUAAACACAACAAUUCCUCUUCAGGCUCACAGUUAUUAAAAGCAAAUUUAUCUCUAAAUUUAGGUGCUCAAGCGGAACGUCUUCAAAUACCCGGUACUGGCGGCGUCGGUGGUGGCGUUGGGGUCAAGAGUGCCCGGCUACUACCACCCGGCAGUGCUGGUGCGGCCGGCGAUAAUAAGAAAAUCAAUGAUUAUUUCAAUAAACACACUGUACAGACAGCAGCCACUAAUAGUCCCAUGAGACAUACGGCUGGCGGCGGCUCCAAGAGUCCCUCAUCGGCCGGCGUUGCCCAGCAACAGCCCCAGACGGCGCAGCCUCAACAAGUGCCAACAUCUGUAGGCGGUAACAGCACGUAUCCCAUGUAUCCACCUAGUCCACAACAACCACAGCAAAUGACCGCCCCUGGCUUACCGUCGACACCAACUUCACAACCCCCGCCUCCUGAAUUCCACUACAGCAGUGUAGCGGCCGUGAAUAGCGUUGCGGCCAAGCAGCAGAGACAGCAACAACCACAAACUUCCAACGCAAUGGUUCCUCCACAGUCACCUCUGGUGGGUGUUUCGAAUGUUGGCCUGCUGAGCGGCUCGCACAUGGUGCAUAAUGCCACGGUGACGGCCGCCCUGAUCGGCGGUACGUCCGCAGCCGUUGGUGGAGGCAAUGGACCACCACCUCCUCCGCUGCCCCAGCAGCAACAGACGCAAACACAUCAACUUCCCGCCUCUUCCGUUGUUGCCACCACAGUGCAACAGACUCUGACAACCUCGCAACAACAAUUGGCUGCUGUGGCGGCCGUGCAACUCAACUCACUGCAACAUGCCGGCAUGCUAGCCACUCCCGGCGGCGUUCCAACCACUCCUACACUACAACAGCAGCAGCAACAACCGUCGCUCGCGAUGGUUACCAAAGCAACUCAAACAGACCUCUCACUACCCGAUAUGCAGGAACGUGAUACCGAAAACGAAACCAGUAAAUCAAAAUUGGAUGAGAUGACAAGACUGUCUGAUGAACAAAAAUGUCAAAUUAUUGCUCAUCAAAAACUAAUAGAUCAACACAAAUCCCAUAUAGCCAAGUGUAUUGAUGUCGUCAAGAAGCUGCUGAAGGAAAAGUCCAGUAUCGAAAAGAAGGAGGCCCGCCAAAAGUGCAUGCAGAAUCGCCUGCGGCUGGGCCAAUUCGUUACACAACGUGUAGGUGCUACAUUCCAGGAGAACUGGACCGACGGUUAUGCCUUCCAGGAGCUGAGUAGGCGGCAAGAAGAAAUCUCAGCCGAACGCGAAGAAAUCGACCGGCAAAAGAAGCAGUUGAUGAAGAAACGUCCGGCCGAAUCGGGUCGUAAGCGUAACAACAAUAACCAGCAAAAUUCCAAUUCAAAUGAUUCCUCCAAUCUAAAUGCUGGUUGCGAUCGGCUGUCGGCCAGCGACAGCGGCAUCGGUGUCUCGACCGGCACGGGUGGCGGUGGUGGCAGCGGUCGCGGUCUAUCGCGCUCGAACUCAUCACAAGCUCAAAGUCAACUGCUGCACAAUGGCGGCGGCAGUGGCACCAGUGCCACCGGCAUGGGCAGUGAUCGUCUGUCGGAUCGUGGCGGUGGCUCUACCGGUCGCGGUGACAAUUCCAACAGUGGUUCCGACUCAGCAACGUUCCUUAAGCCCGAUCCCGUAUCGGGUGUUUAUACCGCUCAAGAAUAUUACGAAUACGAUGAGAUUUUAAAAUUGCGACAAAAUGCGCUGAAAAAAGAAGACGCCGAUCUUCAAUUGGAAAUGGAGAAAUUAGAACGUGAACGUAAUUUGCAUAUACGCGAAUUAAAACGGAUACUCAACGAAGAUCAGUCCCGCUUUAAUAAUCAUCCAGUAUUGAAUGAUCGUUAUCUUUUGCUAAUGCUCUUGGGCAAGGGUGGUUUCUCAGAGGUGCACAAAGCCUUCGAUUUAAAGGAGCAGCGUUAUGUGGCCUGUAAGGUACAUCAGUUGAAUAAGGAUUGGAAAGAAGAUAAAAAGGCGAAUUAUAUCAAACAUGCUUUAAGAGAAUAUAACAUCCACAAGGCUUUGGAUCAUCCCAGAGUUGUGAAAUUAUAUGAUGUCUUCGAAAUAGACGCCAAUUCAUUUUGUACUGUUUUAGAAUAUUGUGAUGGUCAUGAUUUAGAUUUCUAUCUAAAGCAACAUAAAACGAUACCCGAACGUGAAGCACGUUCCAUCAUUAUGCAGGUUGUAUCUGCUUUAAAAUAUUUAAAUGAGAUUAAACCACCAGUUAUACACUACGAUUUGAAACCGGGUAACAUUUUGCUGACCGAGGGCAAUGUAUGCGGCGAAAUAAAAAUUACAGAUUUCGGUCUAUCCAAAGUAAUGGAUGAUGAGAACUAUAAUCCAGAUCAUGGUAUGGAUUUAACAUCCCAAGGAGCGGGAACCUAUUGGUAUUUGCCACCAGAAUGUUUUGUGGUGGGUAAGAAUCCUCCAAAAAUCUCUUCAAAAGUUGAUGUUUGGAGUGUGGGCGUCAUAUUCUAUCAGUGUUUGUAUGGUAAGAAACCAUUUGGCCAUAAUCAAUCGCAGGCUACGAUACUCGAGGAGAAUACCAUCUUAAAAGCAACCGAAGUACAAUUCUCCAACAAACCAACAGUAUCCAAUGAAGCUAAGAGUUUUAUACGAGGCUGUUUGGCUUAUCGCAAAGAAGAUCGUAUGGAUGUAUUUGCGCUGGCGCGGCACGAAUACAUCCAGCCACCCAUACCCAAGCAUGGUCGUGGUCAAUCGUUGAAUCAACAGCAGCAACAACAGCAGCAGCAGCAACAACAGCAACAGCAGCAGCAACAACAAUCUUCGGGCAAUCAAGCCAAUUCUGCCGGACAGACAUCAUUUUCAGCGGGCAUGUUUGGCAAUCUAAAUCAAUCAAGUUCAUCCUAGCUGCACACAAAACGUAAUUCCAAUUCAUAAUUGUUAAAGUUAAUACAAAGUAAUAGUAGUAAUACAAAUAAUAACAACAACAACCAGAAUCAGAUACAAAUUUCUCCCCAUCCUCAACAACAACAACCACAACUACAACAGCAGCAGCAACAGCAGACGCAUCAUCAGCAACAGCCAGCGCAACAACAUCAUCAUUACCAUCAACAACAUCAUACUAAUCAUACAAGAAGAACCAAUAAAACAAACAAUAUUAAUAGUAAUAAUAAUAACAAUAACAACAAUCCUACUACCAUAAGUAGAAGUUUAAAAAAUCAUGCUAAAACCACCAACCAUCAUCAUCAUCAUCACAACGCCAACAAUAAUGCCACUUCUUUACAGCAGCAGUGUCGCUCAAAGCAGCAGCAACAAAAAAUGCUAACCUUGUCUUAAUUUCAAGCUAGACACACAAGCCAGACAGAUGGGCUGAUAUUAUGAUACAUUUGCAACAGAACCACCAACCCCUUGGAAGAAAAAAAUUUACACUGCCGUUUGCCAGAAUUUUUCUUUUACUUUUUUUUCUUCUUAAAGGGGCAAAACUUGCUUGGAAAGAAAAAUCCAGCCAUUAGUUGGUUACACUUUGCUGGUAACUCUUGUAUAUUUUAGCAAAUAUGUGAUGAGCUAAAGGUGGUUGGUUUAAAAGAUGUGAAUUGAGUUGGAUAUGAAAAAAAACUGGCUUAAAAUUUAAAUAUUUUUUGUUUAGAAAAAAUAUAUGAUAAUUUUCAAUUGCUGCAGUUUACAAACAGCCCCCUCUCCUACCCCAAAACAUAAAGGUAAACAUUUUUAAGUUUUCUUAGAAAAAAAGUAGAGGAAAAAAUUCUAACAGUCUAUAAGG